CAUGGCCCUCAAGGACGGCGGCGGCGGCGGAGGGGUCGGCGGCGGCGGCGCCACCAUCCUGCCCAUCAGCGACAUGGUGUCGUCGUGCUCCUCUCCGUCGGCGCCGGGGGUCUGCGCCUUCCCUGAGGUGGUGGAGCUGAACGUGGGCGGGCAGGUGUACGUGACCAAGCACGCGACGCUGCUGAGCGUGCCGGACAGCACCUUGGCGCGCAUGUUCUCGCCCCGGCGGAGCGCCCCGCGGGAGCUGCCCCGGGACAGCCGCGCGCGCUUCUUCAUCGACCGCGACGGCUUCCUCUUCAGGUACGUGCUGGAUUACCUGCGCGACAAGCAGCUGGCGCUGCCCGAGCACUUCCCGGAGAAGGAGCGCCUGCUCCGCGAAGCCGAGUACUUCCAGCUGGCCGAGCUGGUCAAGCUGCUGUCGCCCAAGGUGGCCAAGCAGAGCUCUCUCAACGACGAGGGCUGCCAGAGCGACCUGGAGGACGCCAACUCGCCCGGCAGCGGGGAGCUCUUGGUGGCGCCCCACCAGCACCAGCGCAGCGCCGGAGAGAAGCGCGCCGGCUUCAUCACCGUGGGCUACCGCGGCUCCUACACCACGGUGCGCGAGAACCAGGCCGACGCCAAGUUCCGCCGCGUGGCGCGCAUCAUGGUGUGCGGCCGCAUCGCCCUGGCCAAGGAGAUCUUCGGCGAGACGCUCAACGAGAGCCGCGACCCGGACCGCCCGCCCGAGAAGUACACGUCGCGCUUCUACCUGAAGUUCACCUACCUGGAGCAGGCCUUCGACCGCCUCUCCGAAGCCGGCUUCCACAUGGUGGCUUGCAACUCCACCGGCACCGCCGCCUUCAUCAACCAGUACCGAGAGGACAAGAUCUGGAGCAGCUACACCGAGUACAUCUUCUACAGACCACCACAGAAGACAGUGUCUCCCAAACAAGACCACGAAGAUAAGAAGCACGAAAAAGUUGCAGACAAAGGAAGUGAGAGUGGGACGUCCUGCAAUGAGUUGUCCACCUCUAGUUGCGACAGCCACUCUGAGGCCAGCACUCCCCAAGAAAACGCUGCCAGCGCUCAGCAAUCUACAGGGCACCAGCCAAAUACUCUAACAUUGGAUCGGCCCUCUAAGAAAGGCGCAGCACAGUGGAUGCCUCCAGCAGACAAACGCAGGAACAGCGAACUUUUUCAGACACUCAUUAGCAAGUCCAGAGAAACAAACCUGUCCAAAAGGAAGGUAUGUGAGAAGCUAAGUGUUGAAGAAGAGAUGAAAAAGUGUAUUCAGGAUUUUAAACAAAUCAAUAUUCCGGAUUAUUUUCCUGAACGGAAACGCCCAUGGCAAUCUGAACUGUUACAAAAAUAUGGGCUAUAGUUUUUUCAGUAUUUUAUGACUUGUCGGUGGUGCAUUUGAUGUAUAUUAAGUUGCCAGUUUAUACUGAUGUAGUUCUUUUUGAUCUACUCAUUGGAGUGAUUCCUGCUGCUUAUUUCUUUCUGUGAACUGGAUGUUGGGUAGGACAUGGGUUUACCUUUUUUCCCCUUUUUCAAAAAAGGAAGUAAUAAAAUGAAACUAAAGCAUUAUGGAUUCUUUUAUAAUAGUUUAAAACGUGCAUGAUGAGGAAAUUUUGGUUUUCAAACUUCACAUUUGUGAAAGAAAUAUAUCAUGAGAUCAUUCAUCAUCCACAAUAGCAGUGAUACAAAAUUCCACUGGAUGAAGAAGAAUGGGGCUUAUGAUAACAGAAUUAAACAUGAACACUAUUUAAAAUGUUAAUGCAAUAAAGCAAAUGUCUAUUUUGCAUGAGCACAAUAGUUGACAAGUAGAUCACAAAAGAGCAAGAGGUUUGUCUGCUUGGAUAAAUAUUUUGUUCAAUGCCAAGACGAUCAGUGUAAAAUGUCUUUGGAAUUGAACUUUGUGAGGAUUUGUGUGUGGCUGUGUGUUCGUUUUGUAAGGAUGGUGUAAAUAUGCCUUAUACUGUUUUAUGAUUGCACCAACACACAUCUAUUAAUGUUUGUCAGGACUAUUUCUGUGAAAUGCAAAACCAGAUUGUGAAAACUGGUUUCAUGGUCUGAAAAGUUUCUGUUUUCAUGUUAGCCAACAAAACUGGAAAAAUAAAAAAGACCUAAACAUAUUUAUUAAAAGGGGCCUACUGUUAAGAUUUUUAUUUAUUUAUUACUCUUACGUUAUUAUUAGUCUUUUGUCUGCAUCUUCAAGUAAUUUUAAGGAGAGUUUCUGCAGCGUUCUCAUUAUGCUCCUACUCUGCUUCCAAAUUGCAAGCAACACAUUUCAGCCGAAAAUGAAUAAUGCUUGGGGUAUGUGAGUUUUAAUUAAAAUGUUCAAUAGAGAUUCAACAUGAUGGGGGGGGGAACAAUGUUAUUGAUUACUGUUCAGUACUGUAGCGAUAAAAUCUCAACCAAGAGCACACAAUGAGAAUUUGAGUUGACAAGGAGAAUAUUACUUCUGACAACUGUUGUGAAAUUACUGUUAAAAUACUAAAUUUAAGAUGUCGUUAACAAGGUACACCAGACCAAAGGAACUAUUUUCCCAGUACACAUAAGCUAAUAUUCAUCCAUAAUGACACAAAAAUAACCUGAUCAAAAACAGGCACGCUUGGGAUGAAUGAAGAAUUUGCAGAGACUUAUGAAAUAUUGUUGAGUAUUAGAUUUUUAUAUAUACAAGCAAUUUGUCUUCUUUUGUCUGAUGCUUUUCUUUACAGUAGUAACAGCAUCUCGGCUAAUUUGACAAAGUGGAUCACAUCUGUAAGGGUUGCUUGGUGCCCCAGGUCUAUACUGAAUAAUCUUCAGGCAUUCAAAUCUUGUAACUCAAUUCAUUCACUGAAUAAAUUUGUUUCAAAGCG
Molecule: messenger RNA, 2840 nt
Organism: Lacerta agilis (Sand lizard)
Lineage: Eukaryota; Metazoa; Chordata; Lepidosauria; Squamata; Lacertidae
Gene: KCTD8
Product: potassium channel tetramerization domain containing 8
Exons: 2
Coding region: 2-1360 (452 amino acids)
Biological process (GO): regulation of G protein-coupled receptor signaling pathway; protein homooligomerization
Molecular function (GO): protein binding
Source: RefSeq, a predicted model, not a curated record